AUGGCCCUCGUGCAUCACAUAUUUCUUCUCUUUUUUCUUCUCUUCCUUUAUGGGACAAAUCUGGCGAUUUCAUCUUGUGUCACAGGAUGCUCCUGUUCCAAUGAUAACUUUGGAAGGAGUUUGCUUUGCAUGUCUACAUCUUUGAGAAAGAUCCCAGCAGACAUCCCUCAAGAUAUCAAAAAAAUUAGAAUAGAAAACUCUCACCUAACAGAACUGCCUCGUGGGUCAUUUGUUAAUGUUAGUGCCUUGCAAUAUCUUUGGCUUAACUUUAAUAACAUCACAGUCAUGCAUCUAAAAAGCCUGGAGUACCUGAAGAAUUUGACUGAGCUGAGAUUGCAGGGGAACAAGUUGAGUUCAGUACCAUGGACAGCAUUCCAAGACACCCAGGCUUUAAAAAUACUGGAUCUAAAGCACAACAGGCUUGAUGUCCUUCCGGAACAUGCCCUCCGCUAUCUGCCUAACCUGACCUACUUAGACUUAUCUUCCAAUCAGCUUACUGUCAUCUCCAAGGAUGUUUUCUAUAACUGGCCUGUGUACCAAAAAACCCAGCAGCUGGAGAAGAAGGUGGAAGCUAUUUCCAACGCAGUCUUGGCCUUGCACGAUAACCCUUGGAUAUGUGACUGUCGCCUGCGUGGGUUUGUCCACUUCAUCAAAUCAAUCAGCCCACCAAUCAUUCUGAUGAAUUCCUAUUUAACUUGUUCAAGUCCCAAAUUUAGGGCAGGCAAAUAUUUCCAUGAAGUGGAGUUGAAUAGCUGCACAAAGCCCUUAGUAUCUCUCCUUGAGUCAAAUGUGACCGUGCUAGUUGGACUCAAUGCUACUUUGACUUGUUUGGUGCAGGCCAGUCCUUCCCCAGUAGUCUGGUGGACCUACACGCUAAAACACCUACGAGGAUUUAAUG
Molecule: messenger RNA, 898 nt
Organism: Sceloporus undulatus (fence lizard)
Lineage: Eukaryota; Metazoa; Chordata; Lepidosauria; Squamata; Phrynosomatidae
Product: leucine-rich repeat, immunoglobulin-like domain and transmembrane domain-containing protein 2
Exons: 2
Molecular function (GO): protein binding
Source: RefSeq, a predicted model, not a curated record